Molecule: messenger RNA, 801 nt
Organism: Salvelinus fontinalis (brook trout)
Lineage: Eukaryota; Metazoa; Chordata; Actinopteri; Salmoniformes; Salmonidae
Product: GTPase IMAP family member 4-like
Exons: 3
Coding region: 1-801 (266 amino acids)
Molecular function (GO): GTP binding
Source: RefSeq, a predicted model, not a curated record
AUGGGUUCAGGCUCUGAUCCCGAACACUCGCCAAAGAAGGGAGAGGUGAUGAAGAUGCCGACGCUCCCGGAGGAGGUUAUCCAGACGGAUACCCAUCGUAAUGAGUGUGUCCAGGAAUUACUACAGUCUGCUGAUCUGAGGAUAGUUUUGGUUGGGAAGUCUGGAGCAGGGAAAAGUGCAACAGGAAACACCAUCUUGGGGACAAGGGUGUUUAAAGUGGAUGCUUCUCCAGUGCCUGUAACUACAAAGAGUGAGAAACAGAGUGGAGAGGUGUAUGGGAAGAGGAUUGAGGUGGUUGACAGUCCAGGAAUCUGUGACAUAUUAUUGAAAGAAUCCCAUGUCCUUAUAAAAUUGAUGAACAAGAAAGGGGGAAAAGAGAGAAAGGAAAUAGAGAGCUGCAUCAAGAUGUCAGUCCCAGGACCCCAUGGGUUCCUGCUGGUGAUCAGAAUGGAUAGAUACACAGAGGAGCAAAGAAAAGCAGUGAAGUACAUCCAGGAGAACUUUGGAAAAGGGGCCUCAGACUUCACUAUAGUAUUAUUCACUGGUGCAGAUCAGCUGGAGGGAAAACCAGUAGAGGAGUUUCUGAAAGAGUGUCAGGAGCUUCAGAAACUGGUCAGAGUUUGUGGAGGCAGAUAUUAUGUCUUUAACAAUAAAGAGCAGAGAGACCAUACCCAGGUCAGGGUGCUGCUGAGGAAGAUAGAGGAGAUGGUGGAGGGGAAUGGAUACUACACCAAUGAGAUGUAUGAGAAGGCUCAGAAAGAGAUCCAGAGAAGUCAGUUGACGCCCACAACACAGGUCUGA